UAAGACUCGCUCAAUUUCUUCCAUCAUCAACCGCCCACCCCACAUGAAUCCCCCUUCCAAAUUAAGUAAACUAUCACAUUUGCACACAAACAUAUUGCAUUGGUUUCUUCUUUUGCUGCUCUUAAACCGAGUAACAAUUAUCACACCACCACAACAGCCACCUUUUGAUUGUUAUUUUCUCAUCCAUGCUAAGACUCAAGGCCGGAUUUUUCCACUCUCCGGCCACCCUUCAAUGUCGUCACAUCAUCCUUACCCUCAGCCACCAGAUAAUUAUUCAUCCCCUCCAGUGGUAAUUUUUUUAACUGUAACUCUUCUUGUGUUUUUCUUCGUGGGAUUUUUUGUCAUAUACUUUUGUAGGUGUUUCAUGGAAAAUAUUUUUAACUCAAUGAAUAAUCGAAGUAGUCCCUCAGGGAAUGUCGUUGGUUCUUCCUUUGUAAAUCAAGGACUUGAUCCUGCACUUGUACAAUCUUUUCCCACAUUUGAAUACUCAACUGUUAAAGAUUUUUGUCCUGAAAAGUAUGGUUUGGAAUGUGCUGUUUGCUUGGCAGAGUUUGAGGAUGACAAUAUGCUGAGGCUUUUAACAGUUUGUUACCAUGCUUUCCAUCAAGAAUGUAUUGAUCUUUGGCUUGGUUCUCAUAAAACCUGCCCGGUUUGCCGUAGGGAUCUUGAUUUACCCAACAUUUCAAUUGAAAAAUCUCCACCGCUUGUGCGUAGCAAUUCCAUGAAUGACAUUAGUAAUGUUUCUUUAGAAGAUGCAGUGAGCAUUGUUAUUAAAGAAGAUGAAGGGGAAGAAUGCAGAGGGGAAAGUGUUGAGCAAGGGGCUCAAAAUAAUACCAUAUUUAAACAGAGUGAAAGAGGUGAAAAAUUUGUGAAGUUUUCAAGGUGCCACACAACAGGACACUCAAUACUUAGAACAAGACAAGAGGAAGAUAGGCAUACGUUGAGAUUGCCAGAUCAUGUGAAGAAAAAACUAUUAAGAAGGCACAAUUGGACAGGAAGUUUUAUUGCAUUUGGCCAUUUCUCACACCCAACACCCACCAGAAAUGGAGGUUUUGGUGAGGUUACAGGGUCUCCUGCUGGAGACAUCAAUAGAGUAUAAGCCUUUUUCCUUUUUCAUUCCAUACAAAUUUAUGCAAGUCAUAGAUGAUAUUAUCUAUUUGUUUGCUUAUCAAUUCUUAGUUAGAUAUGAACGUAGAGCAAAAAUUCAAGUGCAAGACCAGGCUGGUUUGCCAUCACUUGGAACUUUUAGGCCGUACAAAUUGUA
Mangifera indica (mango) is the source of this 1264-nucleotide messenger RNA. RefSeq names its product RING-H2 finger protein ATL29-like. The record is from RefSeq and is a predicted model, not a curated record. The transcript has a single exon. Bases 44 to 1099 code for a protein of 351 amino acids. Lineage: Eukaryota; Viridiplantae; Streptophyta; Magnoliopsida; Sapindales; Anacardiaceae.